This is a messenger RNA of Kluyveromyces lactis, 876 nucleotides long. RefSeq lists its product as uncharacterized. Lineage: Eukaryota; Fungi; Ascomycota; Saccharomycetes; Saccharomycetales; Saccharomycetaceae. The coding region runs from base 1 to 876 and encodes 291 amino acids. The record is from RefSeq and is a predicted model, not a curated record. The transcript has a single exon. Gene Ontology annotation, cellular component: endoplasmic reticulum membrane. Gene Ontology annotation, molecular function: zinc ion binding.
AUGUCAUCCAGUAUGAAUGGUGGAGACCACAACUACGAAGAUAAGCAUGCGGGGAAUUUUCCAACUUGCCGUAUUUGUAUGCUGGAAGGAACGUCCGAUAAUCCGUUGUUCCAUCCAUGCAAGUGCAAAGGCUCCAUCAAAUAUAUUCAUCAAUUAUGUUUGAUCGAAUGGCUACAGUCAAAACAUGUCGAUGUUACAAAACCUGGUGCAGGGAUGGUAUGUUCGAUUUGUAAUCAUCCAAUCGCGUUCCAAACUUUGUAUGAUGAAUCAAUGCCAGAGAAGAUCCCACUUCUACUUCUUCUGAAACAUAGCGUUUUCAAAAUCUUUGGCAAAUUAAAUCACUAUUUCAAAUUCACAUUGAUUGCGUUCCUUUUCUUCAUUGGAAUUCCCCUGUCCUGGAAUAUCUGGGGGAAGCUAUAUACGGCUACUGUGGAUGAUUUUUCAUUUCCUUCAAAUAACAAAUGGUAUAUCAAUUUGAUUUAUGGCUUUGAAAGAAACAUACCAAAAAAUCCAACAACUACGGAUAUUUUAUAUCAACUAGUGAUAAAUUACAGAUUUUCGUUGUUACAAAUUCUGAUGGUUUUGAUCGUGCAUGCUAUCGCAUAUUUACAAUAUGAUAUGGUAGUCAGAGAGCCAAUUUUCAAUAAGAUGAUCUUGCAUAAGAUUGGACCAAGAUUUUCAAAACAAGAGCUGGCCAUGCAGUCAUUAAGAGAAAGAUUUCCAAAUAUGGAUCCAAAUGAUAUAAGCAUGCUCAUAAAUGCCCUCAAUAGACAACGACAAGACGAUCCAAAUGAAGAUGAUACUUCAGAAGACGAACAAGAACAGAACAAUUUCAUCGUAAACGAAAAUAAUGAUGAGCCUCAGCUUGCCAACUAA